Messenger RNA from Orussus abietinus, 1503 nucleotides. RefSeq lists its product as uncharacterized. The record is from RefSeq and is a predicted model, not a curated record. NCBI's taxonomy places the organism in Eukaryota, Metazoa, Arthropoda, Insecta, Hymenoptera, Orussidae. The transcript has 2 exons. Bases 184 to 1272 code for a protein of 362 amino acids.
AACAAGGUGACAUCGUCUAAUCACAGGCUUGCGAUAACGGUUUAAUCGGGACGUGGAAGUUCGACGGUCUCUUUGGCUCAGUAGUUUGCUUGGACGCCGAGAGCUAACAGUAACUCCAGUAACUUUAAAGUAUUCGGGGUGUCGCGUUCAAUUGGCUAAACCCAAAAGAAAAGGAAGCAAAAAAUGAAUAAGCUGGAAGAAAUUAAGCAGGAACUCGUCCCACACCUGGUGAACGAGCGGGUCUUUUGCGAGCCCGGUUCGCGUGAGUUUAUCGAGCUAGAUUCGAUCGAGAUCGAGGAGACUAAAUCUGAAUGGAGUUCAUACGACAGAGUCUGUAAAUUAUACCGCGGAAAAGUAAAUAUAAAAUUCUCCGGAGAGGUGAAGACAUUUCCGGUGUUCAUAAAAGAGGAGGUGCUGCAUCACUCCAAUUCGUGCGUUAAAAUCCAGAACGAGAUCUGCUUUUACAAAGAGAUAGCGCCAAAACUUGGAUUAACGAGUAUACCGAAAUGUUAUUGGACGGGAAAAUAUCAAGAUCAAGGGUUGAAUUACAUUAUUUUGGAGGAUUUGCAAGCCGAGGGGUAUAAGGUGGUGAAGUCGCGAAGGUUGGACAAAGAACACAUGAAACUUGCUCUCGAAGCUAUAGCCAAAAUCCACGGAAAGGGCCUAAGCUUCAAAGAUAAUAAUUACAAUGAAUUUAGACACGUUUCUAAAUUAUUAACUACGAUACCUCCCGAAAUGUAUACGAUUACCACUCUUGGGAGCAUUAAGCGAUUACAAAAAUAUCUGACGAGUCGAUAUAGUCACUCGCAAUUUGGCGCAAUAGCCAAAAGUAUCGAUAAGCUCCUCGAGAGUAAGAACAUGGAUGACAUCUAUGGUCAUUACAGUCCUAUUUUUAAUGAAUGCGAAAACGACAUUUUUACCAUUUGCCAUGGAAACUUCACCAGAGACAACUUGAUGUAUAAAUACAACGGGAACAUUCCAGAGGCGGUUAAAGUAAUCGACUGGAAGUCGGCAAGAUACAGCUCGCCUCUCGUGGACUUGUAUUCCGUGAUUUUUCUUAAUUCUACGAGUACCGAGUGGUCACACGUUGUCGUCGAACAAAAUUUAUAUACUCAAGCUUUACGAAGCGUGUAUUCAAAUAUUCCCACGAGCUUCAUGCAACAGGAAUUUAAAAAAAAGUUGGAAUACGCUCUCCUCAAGGCGGGCUACUACGAGGACAUGUCUUACGAACGCCUAGAUAAUAUCCUGUCCGCAAUAGAAUCACGAGUGUAAACAUCAAUUCUCCUCCUGGAAACGUACACUCUAUUGUUCUUCAACGUCGUUACUUGGCGACAUAUAUUUCGCCUUCUAUUCUCACGUACCUACAUUAGUAAAUAUACAAUAAUUUGCACGAUGUCCCCUUGAUUUCUUCACUAUUGUCCAGGAAAUACUCAAAGAGGACUGCGGCCUCAAUUUACGCGUUCGCCGACGCGAUUUGGCUAAAAAAUAAAAUUAUUAAUUACA